GCAGCUGGAACAUCCUGGUGGUCCCCCUCCUCCUUCAGUCGCUUCCUUCUAUUCAACUCUGCACCGGGAAAAAGAUGCUAUAGUGACACAAUGGGAUACAAAAAGCUGUGUGACGCGUGAAGGAUUUUAAAAUAAUACAAUCUGGAGAUUUUGCAGAGAAACAACAACACCUGGAAUGUUUCCUUUUUUCCUCAUCAUAAGACGUGAGACAAGGAUGCGGGUCGGGAGCCAGUUUGUUGUGGUCGGUGAUAAAAGGACUGGCAAGAUCUCAGCAUGAGUUACCUGGGGCAGGAAAAGUGAUAUCCAUGUUCUUUUGGACCCCCGAGGGAGGACCAUGGCUAAGAGGAAAGGACUGUUAUUGUCUCUGCUCUACUUGAUAGCAGAGUUCUGGCUCAGUUGGCAGCAGGUCUUGAGGAUUGGCGGCAUCUUCGAGACGCUGGAGAACGAGCCCAUCAGUGUGGAGGAGCUGGCCUUUAAAUUUGCGGUGACCAACAUAAACCGGAACAGGACCUUAAUGCCAAACACCACGCUGACUUAUGACAUCCAGAGAAUAAAUUUGUUUGACAGCUUCGAGGCGUCCCGAAGGGCCUGCGACCAGUUGGCGCUGGGCGUCGGCGCCGUGUUUGGGCCCUCGCACAGCUCGUCGGUCAGCGCCGUCCAGUCCAUCUGCAACGCCCUGGAAGUCCCUCAUAUCCAGACCCGCUGGAAACACCCGUCAGUGGACAACAAAGACAGCUUCUACAUUAACCUCUACCCCGAAUACGCCUCCAUAAGUCGAGCGGUGCUGGAUGUGGUGCAGUACUACAAGUGGAAGACCGUCACUGUCGUCUACGAGGACGCCACGGGUCUGAUUCGUUUGCAAGAGUUGAUCAAAGCUCCGUCCAGAUACAGCAUUAAAAUCAAGAUCCGCCAGCUGCCGACAGGAAGUAAAGACGCGCGUCCUCUCUUGAAGGAGAUGAAGAAGGGGAAGGAGUUUUACGUCAUCUUUGACUGCUCCUACCAAACAUCAGCCGAUGUGCUCAAGCAGAUCCUGUCCAUGGGGAUGAUGACGGAAUAUUACCAUUUCUUCUUCACCACACUGGACCUAUUUGCGCUCGACCUUGAGCCGUACCGCUACAGCGGCGUCAACAUGACGGGCUUCCGGCUGCUCAACAUCGACAACCCUCAGGUGGCCUCGGUGGUGGAGAGGUGGUCCAUGGAGCGACUGCAGGCUCCUUCCAAAGCAGAGACGGGAAUGAUGGAGGGAAUGAUGACGACGGAAGCUUCUCUGAUGUACGACGCCGUCUACAUGGUGGCGGCUGCCUCGCAACGGGCCGCCCAGAUCACGGUCAGUUCGCUUCAGUGCCACCGACACAAGCCUUGGCGUUUUGGAGCACGCUUCAUGAACAUGCUCAAAGACGCGCAGUGGAACGGCUUAACAGGACAAAUCAUCAUAAACAAGACAGACGGCCUGCGGAAAGAUUUUGAUUUAGACGUGAUCAGCCUCAAGGAGGACGGCUUGGAGAAGAUAAUCGCGGGCAACAAUCGCCUGAAUAAAGUGUGGAAAAAGAUUGGUGUAUGGAACUCCCAAACUGGCCUUAAUUUAACAGAAAACAACAAGGACAUGGGCACAAACGUCACAGACUCCAUGGCCAACAGGACCCUCAUCGUCACCACUAUUCUGGAAAAUCCUUACGUGAUGUACAAGAAGUCUGAUAAGCCGCUGUAUGGAAACGACCGCUUUGAGGGCUAUUGCCUGGACCUUCUCAAGGAGCUUUCCAACAUUUUGGGCUUCUCGUAUGAGGUGAAAUUGGUAUCAGACGGUAAAUAUGGCGCCCAGAACGACAAAGGGGAGUGGAAUGGCAUGGUGCGGGAGCUUAUUGACCAUGUGGCCGAUCUGGCAGUGGCCCCCCUCACCAUCACCUACGUGAGGGAAAAAGUGAUAGAUUUCUCUAAGCCCUUCAUGACUCUGGGGAUCAGUAUUCUCUACCACAAACCCAACGGCACCAAUCCAGGGGUUUUCUCCUUCCUCAACCCACUGUCUCCUGAUAUCUGGAUGUAUGUGCUGCUGGCCUGCCUUGGUGUGAGCUGUGUGCUCUUUGUCAUCGCCAGGUUCACUCCCUAUGAAUGGUACAAUCCUCACCCCUGCAACCCAGACUCAGACGUGGUUGAAAACAAUUUUACCCUUAUAAACAGUGUGUGGUUUGGUGUUGGAGCACUCAUGCAGCAAGGGUCUGAGCUGAUGCCCAAGGCUCUCUCCACGAGGAUAGUAGGUGGAAUCUGGUGGUUCUUUACGCUGAUCAUCAUAUCAUCCUACACUGCCAACUUGGCCGCCUUUCUCACUGUGGAGAGGAUGGACUCGCCCAUCGACUCCGCAGACGACUUGGCCAAGCAAACCAAAAUAGAAUAUGGCGCCGUGAGAGAUGGCUCCACCAUGACUUUUUUUAAGAAAUCCAAGAUCUCCACCUACGAGAAGAUGUGGGCCUUCAUGAGCAGCCGGAAAAACACCGCCUUGGUAAAGAACAACCGCGAGGGUAUCCAGCGGGUCCUCACCACUGACUACGCCCUGCUUAUGGAGUCUACUAGCAUAGAGUACAUCAGCCAGCGCAACUGCAACCUCACACAGAUCGGAGGUCUGAUAGAUUCAAAGGGCUACGGCGUGGGAACCCCAAUUGGUUCACCUUACAGAGACAAAGUAACCAUCGCCAUCCUGCAGCUUCAGGAGGAAGGCAAGCUGCACAUGAUGAAGGAGAAAUGGUGGAGGGGCAACGGCUGCCCCGAGGAGGACAGCAAAGAGGCCAGCGCUCUGGGUGUGGAGAACAUUGGGGGCAUCUUCAUCGUGCUGGCGGCCGGACUCGUCCUUUCCGUUUUUGUCGCCAUCGGAGAGUUUAUCUACAAGUCCAGGAAGAACUUGGACAUCGAGGAGGUGAGCGUCGGCCAGUGCGAAUGGCACAACAAGUAUUAACGCAUUGUUGUCAUGUUUGGGGACGCGCUGGAGGACUUGAACGCGACACAACUUUGAGCUGCGCCGACGUUCCUCUGAGGUUCCACGGAGAACUGUGUGAAUGUGUCGAACUGCAUUGUUACAAUCAAAACUUUUUAUGGCAGAGUUUAGUGUUUUCUGUAGUUUUGAUGUAGACCUCAUGAAUAUUUUAAUCGGAAUACAUUAAAACCCUUUUGGGAGGAUUUGACACCAUGAUGCUUUGCCAUGGCCUUUCUGUUUUACGGGAAACGAAAAUGUCAUUCCAGUUUUUGUAGGCAAGUGAUGGUAAGCAUUCCCGUGUUUAAAACAAACACACUUCUACGUGCUCAUGUAUUUGGAAAGAUCUUUUCAUUUUACCGAUGAUUAUUGUUUCUAAAUUAGUUGUAUUUAUCAAGUUACUUUGUGUUUUUAUUUUCUUGAGCAUGUUGGUGUCUCAUCAGCAUUGUUUCGGAGUGGGAAAAACAAGUUACGUGAGAACAUUACAUCCUUUUAACCCUC
This is a messenger RNA of Dunckerocampus dactyliophorus (ringed pipefish), 3460 nucleotides long. RefSeq names its product glutamate receptor ionotropic, kainate 1. Gene Ontology annotation, molecular function: transmitter-gated monoatomic ion channel activity involved in regulation of postsynaptic membrane potential; kainate selective glutamate receptor activity. NCBI's taxonomy places the organism in Eukaryota, Metazoa, Chordata, Actinopteri, Syngnathiformes, Syngnathidae. Bases 335 to 2944 code for a protein of 869 amino acids. The record is from RefSeq and is a predicted model, not a curated record. The transcript is spliced from 16 exons. Gene Ontology annotation, cellular component: presynaptic membrane; plasma membrane; postsynaptic membrane. Gene Ontology annotation, biological process: synaptic transmission, glutamatergic; monoatomic ion transport; modulation of chemical synaptic transmission.